This is a messenger RNA of Adelges cooleyi (spruce gall adelgid), 1604 nucleotides long. Its product is annotated as kelch-like protein 12. The transcript is spliced from 9 exons. Gene Ontology annotation, molecular function: protein binding. The record is from RefSeq and is a predicted model, not a curated record. Bases 25 to 1536 code for a protein of 503 amino acids. NCBI's taxonomy places the organism in Eukaryota, Metazoa, Arthropoda, Insecta, Hemiptera, Adelgidae.
UUGAAAUUGGACCAAAAAAAUGUUAUGAGUAUUUUAACUGCUGCUGAUUAUUUGGAUAUGGAUUCAAUUAUUAAAUUAUGUUGUACAUUUAUUGAGCAAAAUAUAGAUGCCAAAAAUUGCGUACCAUUUAUGUUAGGCGCAAAAGCUAUUUUUCAAACAAAUAUAACACAGUUAUGUUAUUUAUAUUUAGAACAACAUUUCAGCGAUUUAUUGGAAUUGACAGUUGACAAUUUAUAUGAUUUGGGGCACGAUGAUUUGACCAGGUUAAUUUCUAGUGAAUAUUUAGGUAUUCCAGAAGAAAUACAGGUUUUUAAAUUUGUCAUGGACUGGGUGAAACAUGAUAAAGAAAACAGAAAAAUAUUUUUGCCUAGUCUUUUAGAACACGUGCGAUGGCUAGUAAUGUCUCAAGAAGAUUUCGAUGUGGUGUGCGAGGAACCAUUACUUACAAAUCAUAGAGACUAUCUAAACGCAUUAUUAAAAAAUAUUUUCAAAAAGAAUAAGAGUCUUCCUAAAGAAACUAAAAAUCCAUUGGUAAUGUCGUCAAGUGAAACAAGAAGGUUUCCUCAUGAUUUGGGUGUACCUAAUGUGAUAUUUGUAAUACCCAGAGGACUAGGAAAAAUCGGUAAUAAAUUACUCGAGUAUCUCGAUAUCUCAAGUGACACUGACACAGCGGGCAUGGAAUGGAAAAAAAUGCCAAUGUUUUUUAGUUUUAAUCGUCGAUCGUCCAAAUUGGUGGUGUCACCACGUGGGGUGAUGUUUGAAAUCGGCGGGUACAGUAAGACAAGGGCAAUUCUUAAUAAUGUGGACGCAUUAGAUCUUACUAAAGUAAAUCGUAAAUGGAUACCUAAAUCGCCCUUGGGUUUGGCUCGAUUGUUCUUUGCAGUGUGUAUGAGCGAAGAUAAGAUAUUUGUUGUGGGUGGUUUUGCUCAGUACACAACGGGAGGUUUAAUUGGUGCUACUACAAACAUGUGUGAAGUCUACGAUAUUGCCACAGACACGUGGAAGGUUACCACAUCAAUGAGAGUACCUCGGAAAAAUUGCAGUGCGGUGUACAAUAACGGAUUUGUGUAUGUUGUGGGUGGCUCUAGUGAUGAUUCUGACAUCAUUGAACGUUACGAUGUCGCCAAUGAUACUUGGAUGGAAUUUAAUAGAAUGACGUUGCAAAGAAGUCACACUUCUGUUAUAAUAAUGAACUCAAAACUGUACAUUAUCGGUGGUUCUGAUGUAAAUAAUUCUAUGGCAUUGUGUAAUACGGUAGAAUGUUGUAGUUUAGAAACUGAAGAUUGGUGUUCAGUGGCACAGAUGAACAAGCCACGGGCGCUUGCAAAUGCCAUUGUCAUUAAAAAUAAACUGUACGUAAUCGGCGGAGACUACGAUAACGCUACUACGUAUACAGCUGAAACCUAUGAUCCAGUUUUAAAUAAAUGGGACUUGAUAACAGCUCCCAGAAACAUGUUAGAUGACCACAGAAAUGAGCCAGAUGUCGUACCAUUCAGUAAAAUGUUUUUAAGGUUCGCCAAUAUUGACUUGAAAUAAUAUGAGUAUUAUGCGGUGUUAAUAUUUGUCAAGUUAAGAGUUGUAAGUAUUUAAUUUGUUAUUCUAUU